CUACUUUUUUUCCACGUUACUCUUUUAACAUUCUCUCACGCUCUCUCGCACAAACUACAGCCACAAAUUCAUGGGUUCUCCUCCUUGUUCUAUAAAGAUGCCAAAAUGUUUUGGUAUCAGAUUCAAUUUAGUUACCACUCCUAAUCAGGCUAAAUAAAUCAUAAAACGACGUUGACAGAUCAUCACAAAUCCCAAUUGCAGUUUCUCCGCUUCUUCAAAUCCUUAGCCCCUCUCUCUCUUUUUCUCUCUCUCUCUCUGUGUGACACCAAACAGCCAGAGAUUCAUGGGUUUUCCUUCUGUUUCUAUGAAGAUGCCACAAUGCUUUGGUAUCAACUUCCUGCUAAUUCUGAUAACUUACUUCAAGAUUGCUUUCACAAGGUUCCUCACCCAAUUGUGCCUGCUUAAGCCGCAACAACAAGCUUAUACUACUGAGGAAGAGACCACAAAUUAUGUUCUCAUAAUCGACAGACUUUGCCCAACGCCCAUUCCUGUCCCUGUCAAUAUUCUCACAGCCCUGAUCAAGAGGAGACUUCCAGUGACAAAAUUCCAUAAUAUCCUCCAUAGGUUGGGAAAGGAUGAAGACGAAGAUGAAGAGUGCAUAUGCCCUGUUUGCGCAGAUUCUAUAAAGAACAGAGACGAAAUCAGAGAGUUAUGCAACUGUUCUCAUGUGUUUCACAAGGAUUGCCUAGACAAAUGGGUAGAUGAGGGUCAGGUUACUUGCCCAUUAUGCAGAUCCAUGCUGUUUCCAGAAAACAUGUGGACAAGAUCUGCAGGAGGUCCAUGGAUGAUUGAGAGAAGUGCUCUGUUUUCUGGUGGGAACCCUGCGAUGGAAGAAAAUUAAAAAUGAGACAUUUAAGAUCCCUUCUGCUUCUAGGUAUAUUAUGGACUGCCAGAAAUCUAAUGAAGAUCUGUAAGUGAUGCAGAGGAAUUUAUAUCAUCUCUGAUGAUCAUCCACCAAUACAAGCAAAGGAAGGUGUUAUCAACUCAGUAUCAUCCCCACUCAUCUCUACUGUAAAGUUCGGGGAAAAAGAAAAUUCUCUAGUUUAAAGUUCGAAAAUAAAUAAAUCUCUAGAGUAAAGGUUCUUUCGGAUCUGCCUGUGCUUGCAUUGCAUUAUUUACUUUUUUUUUUUUUAUAUUAUAAUUUAUAAAUUGAUUGUUACAAUCUUAUUUAAUUUUA
Messenger RNA from Manihot esculenta (cassava), 1177 nucleotides. RefSeq names its product brassinosteroid-responsive RING protein 1. The transcript has a single exon. The record is from RefSeq and is a predicted model, not a curated record. Gene Ontology annotation, molecular function: zinc ion binding; ubiquitin protein ligase activity. Gene Ontology annotation, biological process: protein ubiquitination. Bases 284 to 841 code for a protein of 185 amino acids. Lineage: Eukaryota; Viridiplantae; Streptophyta; Magnoliopsida; Malpighiales; Euphorbiaceae.